Messenger RNA from Plodia interpunctella (Indianmeal moth), 2636 nucleotides. RefSeq names its product lethal-(2)-denticleless (gene l(2)dtl). Gene Ontology annotation, biological process: mitotic G2 DNA damage checkpoint signaling; proteasome-mediated ubiquitin-dependent protein catabolic process. Gene Ontology annotation, cellular component: nucleus. The record is from RefSeq and is a predicted model, not a curated record. Gene Ontology annotation, molecular function: protein-macromolecule adaptor activity; protein binding. NCBI's taxonomy places the organism in Eukaryota, Metazoa, Arthropoda, Insecta, Lepidoptera, Pyralidae. Bases 117 to 2096 code for a protein of 659 amino acids. The transcript has 4 exons.
UCAAGUGUUAAAGUGAAAUUUUGUGGUGGUAGGUAGUGUAAUCGUCAUUCGUAGAAUUUUGUAGAAAACCUUAACAAAUAAAUGUGAUUUUUGUGUGGAAUGUUUGUAAUUCUAUCAUGAGUUACGUUCAGAAUAUUAUUGAUCGACAAUUAGGACUAUAUUAUCGCUUCAAUUACGACAUUGUUUUGAAGCGGCUAGUGGUUGAUAGUGAGGAGUCGUUCUAUGGACUUCAGAGUUCGUCUAUUGUGCCUCAGUUUGACCAUGAUCCACCUAUAUUUGCCUGUCGGUUUUCGGAGGCCCACGGCUAUGAACAUAUCCUUGCGAUCGCCAAUGAAGAUGGAAAAGUUGCAAUUCAGGACACGGCUAACAGCAGCUCGGCGGGGUCGCUGGAGAGCUUCCAGUGCCACAACAAUGCAGUGUUUGACCUCACCUGGAUGCCAAGACACAUGAACUUUGUCACUGUCUCAGGUGAUCAUACCGCUUGCUUGUGGGACAUCGCGGAGGGCUCUCCAAAGAGCAUUCAGGUAUUUUCAAACCAUACUAAAUCUGUUAAAACUGCAGUAUUCAGGCCCAACGAACCGUCUGUGUUCGCCACCGGCGCCCGAGACGGACACAUCCUCAUCUGGGACAUACGAGCCAACAGCCAACCUUCUGUUAUAUUGAAACCAGAUAACUGUCUAAUGAAUUGCCAUUCCAGUUAUGUCCCAAAAACUCCAGGCUCCCACGGAAAAAGAGCUCGAAUAGACAACCAUAGAGCAAUAAGUAUCACAGGACUGGUUUUCCAAAAUGAUCAAACGCUAAUAUCUUGCGGGGAAUGUGAUGGUAACAUCAAAGUCUGGGAUUUGAGGAAAAACUACAACAUUUAUAAACGGGAGCCACUGCCGAAACAUUCGAUACCAUAUUGCGGGAGUUCAACAAAGAAUGGUUACACGAAUUUGAUCGUAGACGACGCUAGAAUGAGAUUGUAUGCGAGCUGCAUGGAUAACGUUAUAUACUGCUUUAACAUAUCAACAUAUAAUUCUCUGCCAGAACAGAGGUACAUUGGCCAUGAAAACAGUACCUUUUACAUUAAAACUGGUCUAAGUCCCGACGGUACAUACUUGGUCAGUGGCAGCAGUGACAAAAACGCGUACAUAUGGAAUGUCAAAUAUUCUGAACCAAUUGUGAAGUUGACAGGGCAUUGGGCUGAAGUUACGUGCGCCGCCUGGUGUCCCACAGGAGAUAUGAAGAUAGUCACGUGCAGUGACGAUGCCAGGCAUAAAAUAUGGCGGAUCGGUAAAGAAUUCCCCGAUUCAGAUGUAGAAUUCAAGGGUAAAGCGGAGAUUGUUCCGCGAACAGAUGUGGGAACGAUGCCACAGUGGGGCGCUUUGGAUAAAACACCCAGUUCUUUGAAAAGAAAACUUAUUUCUACACCAAAUUCGUACAGCGCUAAAAGGUUGAAAAUAAACAUGUCCGUUAGAAAAACUAAACGCUGCUUGACUGAUCUGAUGAACGCGUCGAGAGAUGCAGAAGAUGAAGUGAGCGCAAAACGCACAAAAACUAACGACUCAGAUGAUAUCAAGCUGCUCCCGGCCGGCAUUAAAAGAAGAUUGGACACUAUAGAUGAAACAAGCCCAGUGAAAAAAUGUGUGUUGGAUUCAGAUAAAGAUUGGACGUAUCCUCCUAAGCCAGGAACAUCUUUCAUGACACCGACAAAGAAUUACGAAAAGAAAAAUGCGAAAAAUAUCUCUCCAAAAAGCCCUAGAGGUUCAUCUUCAAGUUCCAGCCACCGGUCACCCACAACACCAAAUAAAGUAAGAAUCAUAUCGUUCACAACGCCUACCAAAGAUUUGCCAAAUUUCGUUUUGAACGGAGAAGCGCCACAUCAAAGACUCAUGUCUCCCGUCAGAAAAAAACAGGAAACCACAGAUUGGUUGACGAGGAUGUCUCGAGAGAAACGGAAAGAUGUUGAAAAGUCGAAUGUCCCCGCGCCAGCCCCCUUGAGUCCCCGGGAGAACUUGCCGCAGAGGCGAGCGUCAGUUUCCGAGAAAACUCCGAAGAGUAAUAAAAAAAGCAGAACUUUAUUGAAAUAUUUUAGUGUUGCUAAGGAUAAGUGAAGUGACGUCGAGAUUAAGUAUUUUGAUUAGCGUUAAGCAUGUGAUCUGAGGGUCAAAGGUAUAAGAUAUACUUGGAUUGUAGCUCAGUGCAGUGGUACCAUUUUGCCUAACAAUAACAUCAUCAGCAACUUCAAACAAUAGCGCCUUUGUCUCAUCUAUACUCCUACUUCCUAUUAAUAUUAUAAAUGCGAAAGUUUGUGAGGAUGUGUCUGUGUAGGUAUGUCUGUUACUCUUUCACACAAAAUCUACUGGAUCGAUUCUUAUGAAAUUGGGUACAAGGGUAGAAUAUAACCUGGAUUUUAUCCCGAAAUUCUCACGAGUACAAAGCCCCUGGGCGUAGCUUGGCGUGCGUAGAAUUACCGGUCAAGGUCAGAUACAUUCAUGAGAACCAUGAGGCAUCUCGAAAUAUGCUCAUACAAACAGUUUGAAAUAAAAGGUUUUAAACGGCUUUUGAUCAAAUUGUGGUCGCCACUGUCUUUGAAUAGUCUAUCAAAUCGGACCUUAGCCGUAUCUAAGAAAUAAAUACAAACAUGGACUGAG